Nerophis ophidion (straightnose pipefish) is the source of this 1534-nucleotide messenger RNA. It is a transcript of the gene apmap, whose product is annotated as adipocyte plasma membrane associated protein. The transcript has 9 exons. Gene Ontology annotation, molecular function: strictosidine synthase activity. Gene Ontology annotation, biological process: biosynthetic process. NCBI's taxonomy places the organism in Eukaryota, Metazoa, Chordata, Actinopteri, Syngnathiformes, Syngnathidae. The record is from RefSeq and is a predicted model, not a curated record. Bases 119 to 1366 code for a protein of 415 amino acids.
UUGAAGUCCCACCGGAUGCUGCUCAGUAGGGCAAAGGUUUCCGUGUUCCGUCGUCUCUAAACCACAACAAACGAGCCUUUUGCCGAACUGGGACCAUUAAGGCUCCGCCCGGGCCAGCAUGAAUGAGACGGCAGGGCUGCGGUUCCGCCGGCAGCAGCGAGCCCAGAUUAUCACCGACGAACUCCCGGAGCACGUACACAAGGGCUCGGGCACAUACAGUGGGCGCGUUUUUCAAGUGACUUUAUUGUCGGUGGGCGGCUUCCUGUUGCUUCCUCUGCUGGUCGUCAUCCUCAUCCUGGAGUCUCCCAUCCAGCCUGAAGUCUUCACGCUGAAGGAGCCUCCGCUCAUGUCGGGCUGCUGGGAGGCCAACCUGAAGCUCCGACACGCUCAGAGACAAUUUGAGGACCUGAUCGUGGGACCCGAGUCCAUCGCCAACAUCGGAGAUGUUUUGUUUAGCGGAACAGCUGACGGGAGGAUCGUGAAGCUGAUUGGUCGAAGGAUCCACACGGUGACGAGACUGGGGAAACUUCCGUGUGGCUCCACAGAGGACGAGAUCACCUGUGGAAGACCGCUGGGGAUCCGAGUGGGACCCAACGGGACUUUGUUUGUAGCCGAUGCCUACUUGGGCGUGUUCGAGGUCAACCCCACUACAGGCGAGUCCACACAGCUGGUGGCAGGUGGGCAGGAGGUCGCCGGCAGGAAGUUGAUGUUCAUCAAUGACCUGGCGGUGACACAGGAUGGCAAGAAGGUGUACUUCACCUCCUCCAGUAGCAGGUGGCAGCGCAGAGAUUACUUGCAUCUCAUCAUGGAAGCCACGGCUGAUGGACGAGUAUUGGAGUAUGACACAGAGAGUAGAGAGCUGAGUGUCGUCAUGGAAAACCUUCGAUUCCCAAACGGUAUCCAACUGCUGCCUGACGAGGAGUCGGUCCUGGUAGCCGAGACCACAAUGGCCCGAAUACGCAGAAUCCAUGUGGCGGGUCUAAACAAAGGCGGUAUGGACACAUUCAUGGACAACCUACCUGGUUUCCCUGACAACAUCCGUCCCAGCUCCAGUGGCGGAUACUGGGUGGCCAUGUCUGCAGUGCGUCCAAACCCUGGCUUCUCGAUGUUGGACUUCUUGUCCCAGAGACCCUGGAUCAAGAAACUCCUCUUCAAGCUCUUCAGCCAGGAAGUGAUGAUGAAGUUUGUCCCGCGUUACAGCCUGGUGGCCGAGCUCCACGAUGGCGGACUCUGCUCUCGGAGCUUCCACGACCCAAGCGGGCAAGUGGCGGCUUACAUCAGUGAGGUCCAUGAGCAUGAUGGGAGUCUCUACCUGGGAUCCUUCCGAUCGCCCUACAUAGCAAAACUAGACCUUCGCGACAUCUAGCGUGUGAAUGAGUGAAAACGGUGCUUUGAAAGUUCUGGUCAUCGCAAUCUACAAAAAAUUUUAAACAUUUUCAUUUCUAUUUCUGAAACAUGAACCACAGACAGCUUUUCUUCCUUGCUUUGUUUUAUUGUUGCAUGAAGAAAAGAAAGUAAAACAAAUCCAAACAAA